UGUCUCUUGUUAAGAUGGGUCUGUCUGGGCUCUCUGGAAAACAGUGGAAAGUAGCCAAAGGACCUCCCUGUCAACGCCUUUGCUAGAAUGGCUCUGACCGUGCCUCUCUGAGAGAACACCACGUCCCGGCAAGCUCUCCGUUCACUUAGGAGGUCGUUAUGCUUAGCCAGGCUAUUGCUGCGACACACUGUGGGGUUGGCAGUCCUCUCUGGUCGCAGGCACACAAUCUGAAGGACCACUCUUCCAAAGCUGCAGUUGCACAGAUGCAAAGAUGGAGGCACGGAGUAUGCUUACACCUGGAGCAUAAGAAUUUCAGAAUUCCUAAAGAGAGUGGUAACCCCCAUUCUUGGAAUGUUUCAUUUUCCUGAAGAAAAAUUAAUAGAAUCAAUGACUGCUUAUUUGGUGCUUUUAGAGUUUAGUUGUGAAUGCCAAGAAAGCUCGCAGUAGCUUGCUCACGAGAGGUCUUCCCCCAAGCUAUCGUUUAGACUUUCCUCAAAUUAGGAGCUGUCUUUAGCUUCUGGGGGUGGGUUUACUGAUUAAUGUGAUUGUGAAGGUCAAAGUCCCUGCUUUUGGCAGUAGCAGAACAGUCGCCCCUGAUGGCUCGUGAGUUGCGUCACCUGGAGUCCCGAGGUUAAAGGAUAUUUCUCCCCUGAGGUCCUCAUGGAGUACUGGGUCCUUCAUUUGCUCUCCAGACAGAAGGAUUUUCCGUGUUCUGCACAUUUGGCAAGUUCUCUGGACAUACAAGGGGGCAACAAGCUUGCUCUUCCACUGACAUCCACUGAUACUGACACCUCUGUCUGAAUAAUGGAGAGGAGCCUGAAGAAUGUCGUGGUGGUUUCUUGUGGAUUCUUCUUCCUCUUCCUUGCCUACGGGGGUCUGCAGAAUCUACAGAGCAGCCUCUACAGUGAGGAUGGCCUGGGGGUGGCCACACUCAGCACCCUCUAUAGCUCUGUGCUGUUGUCCUCCAUGUUCCUCCCGCCCAUCCUCAUCAAGAGGUGUGGCUGCAAGUGGACCAUUGUAGGCUCCAUGUGCUGCUACGUGACCUUCUGCCUGGGCAACUUCCACGCCAACUGGUACACCCUGAUCUCUACCUCCAUCCUGCUGGGAAUGGGUGCAGGCCCUCUGUGGUCAGCUCAGUCUACCUACCUCACCAUCCUGGGAAAUUUGCAUGCAGAGAAAGUGGGAAAGCUUGGCAAGGAUGUGGUGAACCAGUACUUUGGCAUCUUCUUUCUUAUAUUCCAAUCAUCUGGAGUGUGGGGCAACCUGAUUUCUUCAUUGGUGUUUGGCCAGACACCCAGUGAAGGGCCCGUCUCAAAGGGACAGCUCACAACCUGUGGAGCCAAUGACUGCCCGAUGGCUCCAGAGGCCACCAAUGGCACCCACCGCCCCUCCCAAAAGCUGAUCUACACACUGCUGGGCAUCUACACUGGCAGCGGUGUCCUGGCCAUCCUACUGGUAGCCAUGUUUCUUGAACCCGUGGCAGAAAAACCGAAGAAACAAGGAAAGAAAAGGUCCAAGACACCACCUUUCUGGUCCACAUUGCUGUCGACCUUCAAGCUGUUUAGAGACAAGCGUCUGUGCCUCCUGAUCCUUCUGCCAGUGUACAGUGGGCUCCAACUAGGGUUCCUCGCUGGAGAAUACACAAGGUCUUAUGUGACCUGUGCCCUGGGCAUCCACUUUGUGGGCUACGUGAUGAUCUGCUUCUCAGCUUUCACCUCCCUGUGCUCCCUGCUGUAUGGGAAGAUCUCCAAGUACACGGGCAGAGCCGCGCUCUACGUGCUGGGUGCGGCCACUCAGCUCUCUUGCAUCAUCGUCCUCCUGCUGUGGAGCCCGACCUCGACCCAGAUGCCUGUGUUCUUUAUCCUUUCUGGCCUGUGGGGAAUGGCAGAUGCUGUGUGGCAGACACAGAACAAUGCUCUUUAUGGUGUCCUGUUUGAAGAGAACAAAGAAGCUGCUUUUGCCAACUACCGCCUUGGGGAAGCCCUGGGGUUUGUCAUUGCCUUUGGGUACAGCUCAUUUCUGUGUGUGAACACCAAACUCUACAUUCUCUUCAGUGUCUUGAGUGUGGCCAUGGUGGCUUAUGGGAUUGUUGAACACCUGGAAUACAGGGCUGUUUGCAAGGUGUUUGCUGCAAAAGGGAAAAGCCAAGGAGAAGAAGAUGAAGAAGAUGAAGGAGGAAAAAUGAGAACAGAAAUGUGAGGUGACCAAGAAGGGCAUCAGCGGAGGCGUUCCACAUGGCAGCACUCAGGAGAUAGACUUAAUUCUUCACAACAGUUUCGGAAAUAUGUGGACAUUCUGAAGAUCAUCUAUAGUUUUUUAUGUAUUUUUCUCAAUUUCACAAAUAUCCAGUCCAUUUUUAUUUUCUACUCAUAGAGAUUAAAGCUAAAUGCAAAGGGGUAGCAAUAUA
Messenger RNA from Meriones unguiculatus (Mongolian gerbil), 2407 nucleotides. RefSeq names its product unc-93 homolog A (gene Unc93a). The record is from RefSeq and is a predicted model, not a curated record. The coding region runs from base 805 to 2199 and encodes 464 amino acids. The transcript is spliced from 10 exons. Lineage: Eukaryota; Metazoa; Chordata; Mammalia; Rodentia; Muridae.